This is a messenger RNA of Telopea speciosissima, 731 nucleotides long. RefSeq names its product transcription factor bHLH25-like. Gene Ontology annotation, molecular function: protein dimerization activity. The coding region runs from base 1 to 720 and encodes 239 amino acids. The record is from RefSeq and is a predicted model, not a curated record. NCBI's taxonomy places the organism in Eukaryota, Viridiplantae, Streptophyta, Magnoliopsida, Proteales, Proteaceae. The transcript is spliced from 3 exons.
AUGGAGGCUAAUUCUCAGACCUGUGUGGAGAGACCCACAAAUCAACCCAGGACCAACAAUAUUAGAUGGAACUCUUGCACCCCAGAAGCUUCUUCUGGGAAUUUAAUUGGAACUGUGAAACCCAAAGAUGACAUCUCUCCCUCAGCUACUUUUCAAUUACAAGACCACAUUACAGCAGCAAUAGUAAGGGCUAGAAGAAGAAAGAAGCUCAACCAGUAUUUCAGAGAGCUCUCAACCAUUGUUCCAGCCCUAAAAAAGAGGGACAAGCUUUCUGUUGUUACUGGAGAAACUAUGAAGUACGUGAAACAACUACGAGAGAGAGUGAAGACACUAGAGGAACAGGCAAUGAAGAAAAAAGCCAUGGAAUCGGUGGUGAUGAUCAAGAAAUCACAGAUUUCAUCUGACGACGACGACAGUUCUUCCUUAGGAGAUAAUUUUGGCACCAACGAUCCAUUCCCUGAAAUUGUAGCGAGGGUUUCGGAUAAGAAUGUCUUAAUAAGGAUCUAUUGCAAGAACCGAGAAGGAAUUGAACUGAAAACUCUAACCGAGGUGAAGAAGCUCCAUCUUUGUGUCAUCAGUGGCAGAGUCAUUUCUUUCGGAGAAAAAAAUCUCAACAUUACUGUCGUCGCUAAGAUGGAAGAAGAUUUCUCCAUGGAAGUGAAGGAUCUCGUGAGGCAUCUGUGUUCAGCAUUUCAACAGUUCAUGUCAGAGUGUGAUUAGAAGAGGAAGAA